Messenger RNA from Mycena indigotica, 1983 nucleotides. RefSeq lists its product as uncharacterized. The record is from RefSeq and is a predicted model, not a curated record. Bases 16 to 1983 code for a protein of 655 amino acids. The transcript is spliced from 2 exons. NCBI's taxonomy places the organism in Eukaryota, Fungi, Basidiomycota, Agaricomycetes, Agaricales, Mycenaceae.
UGGUUUCAACUCAACAUGCAGAAACAACAGCGGCGAAUGACCGCUCCAGCCGGCUCACUCCAACCCCCAGAAGGUAGUUAUCAUCAACCAACCGCCAAUCGGCCGUCCUCUCCUUUGAGAAAUGGCUUCUUGCCUAACAGUACUUCUACCGGGAUCGAUCCCCAUUUCGAACACGACGAAGAGCAUGAAGACUGGAGGUCUCCUUCUCCCGCAUCGUCUGUCUCUCAUGUGAGCCAAAUGGCUGCAAGUUUUGUCCGUUCAAUGAUGGACGCGGUUGCACCCAAGACGCCGGGCGUGCCAGAAGAUGAGCAGGAGGCUGAAAGGGAGAGGGAUAGAAGCAGAAGAGAGGCUGAGCGCAUAUUAACGAGAGAGGCAGAAGACAGACGGCUGGAGGAAAGGGUUCUCGCAAUGAUGGAAAGCACUAAAGCUCUUCCCCCUCCGCCAUCUAGGACGCAAUCAAUGGACCCACCCUCACCAUCAGGGUCUCAGAAAGAGGGUGGAUGGUGGACUGCAGCGAAGAACCGUUUGACUCCAAACAAGGACUUGACACCAGCUCAGCAAGUAAUUCAAGAAGCGAAGGCUCGGGAAAAGGAAAACAAGAAGAAUGCGAAGGGAAAGGAGAAGGAAUGGGCCAAGUACAACAAUCCAUCUUAUUCCAGUCUCGUUCCACCUCCAUCUCGUUCUCAGGCACCUUCACCAUCUUCACCAUCGACUCCCUCUCCAUCACCUUCUCGACCACAGAAUUCUAACAUGCCGCCAAAUCUUACACCAUCACCCAUGCGUGCGGACCCUUCCAAAGAGAAAGAGGCACCUCCGUUAUAUGCACACUUCGACGAAACAACGGGCACUUUGGACGUUCAUGUCACGCUCCUCACGAUAGCCAAACGAUUCGAGAAACUGGAAAAGUGGACAGUGGGUCAUGUCCGAGCAUUAGAGGAAAGAAUGGGUGACGUAGAAAGGUGGCUGGUUGACAAAGAGAACGAUAAGGAGUCUCAUAAGACGCCAAAUGAAGACGGAGAAGGGUUGGCUGAGAUUCGUGAGGGUCUUCAUGAACUACAAAGUCGGGUUUCUUCCCUCGGACGUGAAAUGGCCAAGUUCGCAGUUACGCCUGCCAAUCUUUCUCAGCCAACCAAGGCACGAUACCCUGCCGAAAUAUCGGCCAGUCCCAACACCCCUUCGUCAUCAUUUGCCAUCCCUGGCACAUCUCCGCGUACUGUCUCUGGACAUACUGCCCUUGACUCUACAUCCCCACCUAUGAGGUCUAAUUCGACAAGCAGCACGCGAUUACCUUACCCGACAGGUGACUACACUUCUCCAACGCAGUCUGCGCUACCCUCCCGCGAUGUUUUCACGGCCUCACCAACGACUGAAUCCCAUUCCAUCUCCGGUCUUCCAAGCACGGCGCCCCCUCUUUCGACCUCUACCUCUUAUUCAAACGCGUCCUUCUCUUCUGUAUCAUCACUCUCUAUGAAAGCGAGCGAACUUCCAGUGCCCAAGCCUCCCUCUCGCUCUGGCCGUGGAAGUGUAAGCCCAACACCACGAAAGCGAUACACCGUGGCGCUAGGAGGAGCAGAUUCGGACUCCGACUCAAACGUUGAGAUGGGUACGGCCACAUUUUCAGGUUCUGAUGGCGAAGAAUUUGGUGGUGGCGACACUAUUGGCAAAUCUGCUGCAGCCAAACUUGCACAAAAGGCAUCAACGCCGUUGAAAGAGCCACGAGUGCGUGCCCAAUCCGCGUAUGGGCUUUCUUCCAUCCUUCAUGCUUCUCCCAAUACUGUUUCGUCCUUGGCGGAACGCCGUCCCUCACCCAUACCACACGGACGCUCCAAGUCUAUUGACCGAUUUGGAACGGGUAAUAAUUUUGUCGAUCCGCUGGUGCUGAGGAAACAGACCAGCAACGUCGGAAAGGAUGGGACAAUAAAACCAUUGAGCGGGAAGCCCGUUGCCCAAAUGGUGGCGUUCUUCGACGGAGACCGCAAGUGA